Messenger RNA from Penicillium oxalicum, 2112 nucleotides. RefSeq names its product TTC39/IML2 family protein. The coding region runs from base 1 to 2112 and encodes 703 amino acids. The record is from RefSeq and is a predicted model, not a curated record. The transcript has 5 exons. Gene Ontology annotation, cellular component: cytosol; nucleus; mitochondrial outer membrane. Lineage: Eukaryota; Fungi; Ascomycota; Eurotiomycetes; Eurotiales; Aspergillaceae.
AUGUUGCGUGUGGGGUCGUGGCUGUACGGGAAGAAGGCCGCGAGCGCCUCAACCCAAUCUCUGGACUCGCUGGUCGAGCUGAAAGACUCGGCGACAUUCAUUUUGAAUGACGAUGUCGACAGUGCCGAAGCUGGUCUCGCUCAGGGUACCUCGACCUACCAUACGCUCGGGAAGGGUAUGGUGGCUUUUGUUCGAGCCACAUUGGGCUUUGAACAAGAGUUCAUGCGCCAAGCGUCCGAGCGACUGAGCGAAGCCGAGUCAUCAGCAGCCAACGAUCACCAUCGUGCACAGCAUCGCGCCCAGGCUCCGAAUGCCUAUCGCUCCGAGAUUUACGCCGCCGGCAGCGAAUAUGCACUUUGCCAGGCGAUUGCCCAGCUGAUGGGCGCGGUCGUCGGUGUUCUCAAUGAGAGCCUGACUGAAAGCAUCAAGGGCUUCUACCGCAUGCGAAAGGCUUACAUUGCACUGGAUGCAAUCUUGAAGAUGGAAGCGACCUUUAUGGAGAAGAAAGACCCCAAGCGGGUUCUUUUGAAGAGCUCAAGUGAUCUGUCCAAGAUCAGCCUGGCCAGCGCCGACAUCAAAUCAGCACAUUCGGCCAGUGAAGUUCCCAGCAAACCAGCUUCCACCUCCGCCGAGUCGCCGAUAAUUGACGAGGCCCUCUCACCUGGGAUUUCUGGAUUAAAAAUAGGGACUGAUCCAGACAUCAGCUCGGGGCCCUUCACAUCGGGCACUUCCACGCCCGGUGCGUCCAAAAUCAUCAACCAUGAUCCCGACUCGGAUAUCUUUCAGAACGAGAUUGACGUCUUUGUGCAUUCCGGUGCAAACUUUUGCUUCGGCAUCCUUCUUCUGCUCAUCUCGAUGGUCCCUCCCGCCUUCAGCAAACUGCUGUCCAUCAUUGGUUUCCAUGGUGACAAGCAGCGAGGACUUCAGAUGCUGUGGCAGGCAAGCAAAUUCCACAAUAUCAUCGGAGCCAUGGCAGCGUUGGCAUUGCUCGGCUACUACAACGGGUUCGUGCGAUAUUGCGAUAUCAUGCCAGAUCCGACGCCAGGUGAGGACCUGGAGAUCUAUCCACGGGAGAAGCUGACGGAGCUCCUCACGGAAAUGCGGUCUCGGUUCCCGAACAGUCGGCUCUGGCUUCUCGAGGAGUCGCGGAUGAAAGGUGCGAACAAGAACUUGGAUGGCGCUCUGGAACUGCUAUGCACUGGCACCAGCAGUCCACUGAAGCAAGUUGAGGCGCUCUGUGUGUUUGAGAAGAGUCUGAACGCUCUCUUCCUGCAUAAUUACGAUGUGUGCUCGGCAGCUUUCAUCGAGUGCGUUGAUCUCAAUUCUUGGUCCCGUUCCUUAUAUUACUACAUUGCUGGAUCAUGUCACGUUGCGCAGUAUCGCCAACUGCACACUAGCGAUCCCAAAAAGGCCGAGGAACACGCCGCUAAAGCGAGGGAGUACAUCCGCAAAGCCCCGCCACUGGCUGGCAAAAAGCGCUUUAUGGCUCGGCAACUUCCGUUUGACGUCUUCGUCACACGCAAGAUUGCCAAAUGGGAGGCUCGCGCCAAGGAGUGGAAAGUUGAUCUCAUCGACGCUAUUGGCGUCGAUCCGGUUGAGGAAAUGAUCUUUUUCUGGAACGGCCAUAGUCGCAUGACACCUAGCCAGCUGGAGGAAUCUCUUGUCCGGUUGGCGUGGUGUGAAAGCAACGAGAAUAAGACUUGGCCUCGCGAGGGCAAAGAAGACAAGGCUAUCCUGGAUCUCCUUCGAGCCGCCGUCCUGCGGUCGCUGCACAAAUACGACGAGGCCAAGGAAGUUCUUCGCACCAAAAUUCUCCCGCACGAGAAAUCGAUCUUCAAGGGUCCACUGAAGGAUGACUGGGUCUUGCCGGCUGCGCACUUUGAGAUGGCUGCCAAUGUCUGGAUGGAGCGACCGACCUAUCAAUCUCUGCAUCAGGUCUCGGACAAGCCUGCGGACUUGCCAGCAGAGCGCAAACUAGUGUCUACUUGUAAGGAGCACCUCGACCACGCAGCUCGGUGGGAAAGCUAUGAACUAGACGCACGUAUCGGUCUCAAGGUCACUGCUGCCAUCGAGGCUGUUCAGCAGUGGGAGACUCUGCAUCCCGCCCAGUAA